Auanema sp. JU1783 is the source of this 1374-nucleotide messenger RNA. The record is from the annotation of a GenBank genome assembly. NCBI's taxonomy places the organism in Eukaryota, Metazoa, Nematoda, Chromadorea, Rhabditida, Rhabditidae.
AUGAAUGAGAAUAAAGAAAAAGAAGAGUCGGAAUGCGUCGGUGAGAAUACAGAAGAAGCCACUACGAGUAGAGCAGCAAAGCGAGAGCUCUCCAGUCCAGGCAAAGAGGUCGGUAGACCAUCAAAGAUCAAAAAGAAAGAAGCCAAAGAAGAUAAAGUAGACGACGAUUUCCCUAUGAAUGUUCCUUUUAAGGUAGUCAAUGGGGUUCGACAUCUUUCUCCAUAUUGGGCAAUGUACCGAACACGUACGAAAGGUAGAUGGAUUAAUCGGAAGAUGGUAGAGGUUUUCAGUCAAGAAUUCCUCUCCACAAACAAGAAUUAUGCGGUGGUAGCAUGCAAACUCGGAAGAAUUAGUGUCAACGGAAAACAAAUAACAGACGUGAACUAUAUUUUCAAAAAUGGCGACAGAAUCGAGCAUUGGGGACAUAGACAUGAACAUCCAGUUAAGGACUACGCUAUCGAAGUGAUUGCGGAGACGGAAGAUCUGCUUGUGGUUAACAAGCCGCCAUCUUUACCCGUACACGCAUGUGGACAAUAUUCCAUCCACACAGUCUUGGGACAAUUGCGAGUUCAUCAUGGAAGGACGAAUUUGCGAGUCCUUCAUAGAUUAGAUCGAGCUACAUCAGGUGUUCUGUUGUUUGCCAAAAACUACGAAACAGAUCUCGAAUUCAAGCAAACUUUGAAGCUUGGAGAAUGGCGAAAGGAGUACGUUUGCAAAGUCGCAGGGGUUUUCCCAGAAGGUGAAGUUGUUUGCGAAGCGCCGAUUGGAACUUUAGUCAUUAGUAUGGGCAUCCAAUGUGUUCGGGACGAUGGGAAAUCUGCGAAAAGUGUGUUCAAACGAUUAUGGACUGACGGCCAAACAUCAGUUUGUUCAGUUCUGAUUGAAACCGGUAGAACUCAUCAAAUACGUGUACAUGCUCAAUACCUAGGACACCCUAUUGUGGGGGAUCAAUUAUACAAUACCGACGUUUGGGGGCCAAACAAAGGCAAAAACGGAGAGUAUGGAAAAGGAUACGAUCAGUUGUGUGAAGAUGUGCGAAACGCUCACAAAGCCUCUUCUUGGCAUGAGACCGUUGAUCCGGACUAUGAAGCUAGAAUGGAAAGAAUGGCAUCCGAAGAUUUAACGCCGGAGCCAGCCGGAUUAAGGCCAGAAGAUCGACCAAGCUAUGAUGAAGUGUGUUUGAAUUGUAAUGUGACUAAGAAGGAGGUACCUGCUGGACACUUUCAACUCUUUUUGCAUUGUUUGCGAUAUGAAACGACCAAAUGGUCUUAUGAAACAGAGAUGCCAGAAUGGGCGAGAGAGAAUUAUUGGAAAAUUAAAAUGCAACCUAGGGUCUUUUCCGGUGCAAUAUCUGACAAGACAACGAUAUACUAA